This is a messenger RNA of Cylicocyclus nassatus, 2505 nucleotides long. Lineage: Eukaryota; Metazoa; Nematoda; Chromadorea; Rhabditida; Strongylidae. The record is from the annotation of a GenBank genome assembly.
AUGGAGAUCAAUACUUUAUCUGUUGAGAAUGACUAUUGCAAAUUUAUUGCCUUCGGCAGUGCUUCCCCUUUACUAGGAUAUGUUGGGAGAAGAAACUACUAUGAUCCACUUCCGAAGGAACAAAUUCGAGUCAGCGGUAUCAGUCCCAACCAACUUCUGGAAGCCGUUGACAACCUCAAGAGAGACUUCGUACGUAAUCAAAUGGAAAAUCACUGGCUUCUUCCCAGUCUUUCACCACUGCUUGCUCUGACAGCACAGGAGCUCGAGAAGAGCCGCGAAACCUCAUCCAUAGGGGAGAAUUCUCAAACUGAACGAAAGGAAUCAGCAGCCUCCGUUUUUUCACUGAAAGUGACAGGAGACGACUUGCAACACGCGGCUCGAUACAACGCAGACAAUAUGGAAGAGAAUUCCGUACAAAUGAGAGGAUAUGAAACGAGGCAUCCUCAAGAAGAACAUACAAACGCUGCCUCCAACUCUUCUCACCUCUCUGAUUCACCGGAUGACGCACGCGCGAAUACGCAUAGUUCCACAGAAGCAGUGGAAUUGGAUAACAGUCGUGACGAAGAAAUGAAGGAGGAGUGCGCAGAAGCUAUUACCAUAUUAAACGAGAUGCAGCGAGAACCUGAUGUUGAAUCAGUUGCGCAAAAGAUUCCGGAAACGGGAAUUGAAGAAAAUCAUACUGAAAAAAGUGCGUUGGAAUUACAGGACGAACGACGAGUUGACGACAGAGUUGAGAAGAUGUUUCUGCUAAGCACUAGCGAAAGCCCCGCUAUAGGCGAUGGGUGCGAUGUGCCCAAAAUCUUAGGUGAAGGUAAUGGAGCAGAGACAUCUCCGGAACAGGAGGCAGAUGGCAACUUAAAUGAGAGCGAGGAUCAAGAGAACCCCCGAAACGUGGAAAAUACACCUCGAGGUAGUGAGCAAAGUUCUGGGACCACAGAGCAGGCGGAUCAAGCAGAACGAGGGACUCAGAUUCAAGUGCCGACAUUGAAUAUAGAAAGUGACGCUGAUAAACAAACGCAGAAUGACUUACAGGAAGAAGACAAAGAUGUUUUUGACAUUGUAAAGGAGAGUCUACUAGAAGAGAAUAAAAACUCGAAUGUUUGCAGUCAGGAAGAUCUCGAACAUCCGUACGAAAUUGAAUCUGAUGAGUACACGUCAAAAGAAAGUGUAGGUGAAUUUAUGGAUGGAACAGUGGCUUUGCGUAAGCUCAGUAAUCUGACAGAGAGGAGCGAAGACAGUGGCGAAGAUACUGAUAGUUUGGAGUCGAAGAUUUUAGAAGUUCCCGCCAUAACAGCUAACAUUUCUGUAAUAGGAGAUGUCAAAGACGUGGAGGGAAUGGAAGACGAAGAUGAGCAAGUAGAAAUACCAAAAAGUGCGAGAGAUGUUGAAGGAGCUGCAAAUGUUCAGGUGUUGGAUGAAGUAACUAUUCCUCUCCCCUCACAAGACAAAAUCUUACAUAACGAAGUUUCCGAUAAAAUCGAAAACGAGGCGCAGGACGAAGUGACGAAUGCUGCCGUAUCUCAUGUGGACGCUGAUGUUUUAGACAAUGAUGCUAUUGUCGAUAAUGGGCAGAGUACGGCACUUGAAAUCGAAAAUGAGGAGGCACCCGCACACCGAAUAGUGGAAAAAUUUGAUACCAAUGAAGUUGACGCAAAUAUUGCUAACGGCGCAGAGGAGAAGCCACUGGAGAAAGUGGAGCAGUUGCUGGAAGAGCAAUCAUUGCAAGACCGUAAUAGUGAGAUUGAGGAAACCAAUACGAGUGCUAGCUUGAACGACAAUUACAGCGCAAGAGCGAAAAUCGAGGAAGUUCGAAGUGAGUUAUCAUGCGAAGAAGUAGAGGAACAGUCGAUAAGUGAGAUUGACAAUGUAAGCAAUAAGCAAGAAGAGGAAAAGAACGCGAAGGAUAGUUGUUUACUAGCAGCAGAAAACGUUGGAAGUGAAUCGAAUGAUAAUGGGGAAGCAUCAGCUGAGAACCAGCAAUCUGCGUAUGAGUAUAACGAAGAUGGAGUAACCAAUACUAGAGUUGACAAAAACAGUGUCGGUGCUGGGACUGUCCAAAAUAGUGACAGGGGUUUCGACGAAAAUGACAGUAUUUUGAGCAGUAUUGACCUUCGUGAUGAAUUAGGUGAAGGCAACAACGUUGAGGACCAGGAUACUGCACAAACAAUAACAACCGGUUCAACCUUCGAUGAAAUUGACAUUGGCCGACAGUCCUCUCUGGCAAGCGUUCUGAAAGAUGUUGAAGCUCGGCUGGUCCGAUUUCCAAGCGAAAUUUCGCAUGCUGAGGUAUCUACGUUGCGAAAGGAAAAGGAGUUCGAUGAAGCUCCAAUAAGAAGCCACUCAUUAUCGCCGCAGUUAUCAGAGACGCUGUCGACAUUAGGCGUUAUAGCUUUACCGGAGUUCGAGCUGACACACAAAUACCAUAUUCAAUCCCACAUCAACACUGCCUCAAGAAUCCCUGUCACCAUUCAGCCGGUAAACGACAAGCUUGUUGCAUAUUUUUGA